Molecule: messenger RNA, 612 nt
Organism: Tetrapisispora phaffii CBS 4417
Lineage: Eukaryota; Fungi; Ascomycota; Saccharomycetes; Saccharomycetales; Saccharomycetaceae
Gene: YRB1
Product: Ran GTPase-binding protein YRB1
Exons: 1
Coding region: 1-612 (203 amino acids)
Biological process (GO): protein import into nucleus
Cellular component (GO): nuclear pore; cytoplasm
Molecular function (GO): GTPase activator activity
Source: RefSeq, a predicted model, not a curated record
AUGUCUGAUUCUGCUGCCCCAACUAAUGCUAGUGGUAAAGAAGAAACCGCUUCUAAGCCACCAACCUCUGCUGUUUUCUCCAUGUUUGGUGGUAAGAAAGCUACUCCAGCUAAGGAAGAAAAAAAAGAUGAUGAAGAUAAAGAAGAUAAAGAUGAAAAGAAAAAAGAAGGUGAUGCGGAAAAUGAAGAAGAACCAGACGUUCAUUUUGAACCAGUUGUUCAUCUUGAAAAAGUUGAUAUUAAAACUCUAGAAGAAGAUGAAGAACAAUUAUUCAAAGUUAGAGCUAAAUUAUUUAGAUUCGAUGGUGAUGCUAAAGAAUGGAAAGAAAGAGGUACUGGUGAUUGUAAAUUCUUAAAAAAUAAAGCUACUCAAAAAGUCAGAUUAUUGAUGAGAAGAGACAAAACUUUGAAAAUUUGUGCUAACCAUAUCAUUGCCCCAGAGUAUGAAUUGAAGGCUAAUGUUGGUUCUGACAGAUCUUGGGUUUACACAUGUACAGCUGAUAUUGCUGAAGGUCCUGCAGAAGCUUUUACUUUUGCUAUUAGAUUUGGCUCUAAAGAUAAUGCUGAUAAAUUCAAAGAAGAAUUCGAAUCAGCUCAAAAAUUAAAUAAAUAA